AUGAACGUCUUCCGGCUCGCAGGUGACAUGAGCCACCUCUUCGCCAUGAUCCUUCUCAUCUCCAAGAUUUGGACGACGAAGUCAGUUCGCGGUCUUUCCGGCAAAUCACAGCUUCUCUUCCUCGUCGUCUUUUUGUCUCGCUACUUGGACCUUUUCACCAGCUACAUCUCCAUCUACAACACCUGCAUGAAAGUGAUCUACAUUCUCCUCUCCGUCGCCACCGUCUACUUCAUCUACGGCAAGUUCGCUUCGACCCACAACCGCGAGGACGACAAAUUCCGAAUGAUCUUCAUCAUCGUUCCUGCCCUCGGCCUCGCCUUUUUGAUCCACCACGAGUUCUCGGCGAUGGAAGUGCUUUGGACCUUUUCGAUCUAUCUCGAGUCCGUCGCCAUCAUUCCCCAGCUCCAGAUGAUCGCCGACACCGGCGAGGCGGAAGUCAUCACUAGUCACUACCUCUUCUUCCUCGGAAUUUACAGAUUCCUUUACCUCGGCAACUGGCUCUACCGAUACCACAACGAGGCGUAUUUUGACAAGAUCGUCGUCGUCGCCGGCUGCAUUCAAACCGUUCUCUACCUGGACUUCUUCUACUUGUACAUCACCAAAGUCCUUUCCGGAAAACGACUGACCAUCCCAACUGGCAGCGAGAAAGUCUAA
Molecule: messenger RNA, 654 nt
Organism: Oikopleura dioica
Lineage: Eukaryota; Metazoa; Chordata; Appendicularia; Copelata; Oikopleuridae
Source: the annotation of a GenBank genome assembly